AUGUCAACCGCCGCCGAUUUAAAGACAGUUGCCCCCGUCAAUAAUGAAGACGGAGACGAUCUCAAAGUGGUUCUCGUAACAAAUCCUUCAUCUCAACCCCACUACGUUAAAAUCUCGUUCAACAUAAUUGGUCUUAGCUGCGCAGCAUGCGUGCGAUCGACAGAGCAAAGCAUUGAGAAACUCAAAGGCGUCAAACCUGGUUCCAUCAAUGUGAACUUGUUAAUGGGAAAAUGUUCUUUGCAGAUGGAGAAAUCUUUGCUAGAUAUAGAAUCAAUAGGGACUGCAGUGCGCAACGUCGGAUUUGAUCUCGACGAAAUAAAAACCGAAGAUACAAACGCGCAUGGGUCACGUGAAGAAUCACACGAGGGCGAGAAAGAUGAUGGGGUUAAGGGAGGAGAAGAAGCCGAAUUUAAUUGCGUCACUACACAUCUCAUCAUCGGAGGAAUGACGUGUGCUUCGUGCGUAGGUUCGAUACAGCGUAUAGUGGAAUCUCUGCCAGGCGUGAAAAGCUGUCAGAUAAAUCUGUUAACCGGUGAUGGUGCAAUUACUCAUGUUUCCAAAAUGACCGGUCCACGCACCCUCAUCGAGUCUAUCUCGAACGCCGGGUUUACCGCUCAGUUGAAUCCCAAUUUCUCGUCGAACAAUAGUGACCCGCUCAACGCAUCAAAGUCCAUUCGUGAACGUACCGAGAAACAUGAACGACUUCUUCGCAAGCGAUUCUUGAUCUCCUUGGCAUUUGCGACACCAACUUUUUUCAUUGGAAUGCUGUUCAUGACUUUCUUCGAAAAUUCGACGGUUAAUCAAAAAUCUUUUGGUGUUCAGAUAUUUCCCGGUCUUGACGUUGGCACGCUGUUGAUGUUUUUGCUUGCGACACCGGUUCAGUUUUACGCGGGUUACCCAUUUUACGUGAAAUCCUAUCGUUCAAUUAAGUACGCUCGGGCGGCAAAUAUGGAUACUUUGGUUGCCUUGGGUACUUCGGUUGCCUAUUUUGGCUCUGUCAUUAGUGUGCUCAUUGGGAUUAUUAAUUCCAACAUGCAAAUGCAAGAAUUCUUUGAGACCAGUGUGUUCUUGAUCACCUUCAUCUGGUUGGGCAGGUGGAUGGAGGCGAAGGCAAAAGGGAAGACCUUUGAAACCAUUACAAAGUUGAUGGAAUUGCAACCGGAGAAAGCCAUCUUGGUAAAAAUCGAUUCAAGUGAAAAUGUUGUUGAGGAACGUGAGAUUGACAUGAAUCUUGUUCAAGUCGGAGAUAUCCUUAAGGUCAAUGCGGGAGCAAGAAUCCCUUGUGAUGGAAAAAUCACGAAAGGUACCACCGCAAUCGACGAAUCGAUGAUUACUGGUGAAUCAAUUCCCGUUAAUAAAUCGGUAAAUGAUGAGGUUAUAUGCGCCACCGUAAACCAAUCCUCCACCAUUCUUAUCGAGGCCAUCCGUGUCGGAUCCGACACCACCCUCUCCCGUAUAAUCACUCUCGUUCAAGAGGCUCAAUCUAGCAAGAAGGCGCCCAUCGAAGAGCUGGCUGACAAAAUCUCUCAGGUAUUCGUGCCAUCCGUGAUCACCAUAUCGAUUAUAGUUUUUGUCGCCUGGGCUACAGCUGGCGCAGCCGAAUCAUAUCCCAAGGAUUGGAUACCUUCCGGCGAAAAUUACUUGACAUUUGCAUUGUUCUUUGCGAUUUCCGUGAUGGUGAUCGCGUGCCCAUGUGCUCUUGGAUUGGCUUCUCCUACUGCUAUAAUGGUUGGCACAGGUGUGGCGGCAAAAUUUGGCAUACUGGUUAAAGGUGGUGGUGAGGCCCUGCAGAUGGCAAGCAGGAUUAACAUCAUCGCUUUUGAUAAAACCGGGACAAUCACCUACGGAAAACCCAAAGUCGUCAAAUCAAAUUUGUUCGUAGGCGGAGGUGCGAAGAGUAGCCUGUUGGAAGGUCGGACUAACCUGCUGUUACAGAUCGUUGGUAUUGUGGAAUCAUCAAGCGACCAUCCGUUGGCCAAGGCAGUUUCACGGCAUGCCAUAUCGGGAUUGGGCGGUGAAGACGAAAAUGAAAAGGAAGCUAAACAGCAAAAUUUGGCGGAAUACUUUAAGAAUGUUAGUCUGGUGGAUAUCACAGAGAUCCCCGGCAAAGGUUUAAAGGCCGUGGUCACCGUGAAAUCUCCACUUUGCAGAAAUCUAAUCGAAGAUGAGAAUGCCGAAAUUAAAUCUCAAGAUGAGAGUGUUAACUAUAAUGUGUAUGUGGGAAAGGAGAGUUGGAUUUGCGAAGAAAACUUUGUGUACCCUCCACAUCUAUCACACGAAAAGGAAACCGAGGCUAUAAAGUCUUGGAGAAAAUCCGGAUGCACCAUAGUUAUGAUCGGAUUAUCUAUUGCCGAUGAUGCAAGCGAAAAAAAAUGCGUGAUAGCAGCAAGUUUUGGUAUAUCCGAUACCCCAAGACCCGAUGCCGCGAAAACUGUGUCGGCACUCACAUCAAUGGGAAUCGAUGUUUGGAUGAUUACAGGUGAUCAUUCAGUCACCGCAAAAGUCAUCUCUUCUAAAGUGGGAAUUAAACAUGUGUUCGCCGAAGUGACGCCAGAGAAGAAGGCCCGUAAAAUAAAAUGGUUGCAGAAAAAUUAUCACCUCCGCCCGACCUCAAAGUAUCCCAACACGAAAUCAAAGAUAUUCGCAAACUCUUCUAAUGGAUCUAGUGAUCAUUCCAACCGUUCGGUGGUGGCGAUGAUUGGCGACGGUAUAAAUGAUUCCCCGGCACUUGUUCAAGCUGACCUUGGGAUCUCAAUCUCGAAUGCUAGCGAUAUAGCUAUUGAAUCCUCUUCCAUAAUUUUAACUCGAUCCACCUUACACUCCUUGAUAACAAUGAUUAUACUGAGCAGAGCGAUCAUAAAAAGAAUUCGAGCAAAUUUCAUUUGGGCAUUUCUCUAUAAUAUUUGUUCCAUACCCAUUGCCGCAGGGGUUUUCUUUCCUAUAUUCAGGGUAGGAUUGCCACCGGCUUUGGCAGGAUUGUUGAUGGUCGGGAGCAGUUUAAGUGUGUUGAUGAGCAGCCUUUUGUUGAAGAGGUUUAAGGAACCCCAAAUUAAGGAGAAUAAAUCCGAGAUGAACGACGCAAAAUCUUAA
Acaulospora colombiana is the source of this 3090-nucleotide messenger RNA. The record is from the annotation of a GenBank genome assembly. Lineage: Eukaryota; Fungi; Glomeromycota; Glomeromycetes; Diversisporales; Acaulosporaceae.